AUGAGAGAAUUGGCUCGACUUCUAAUGGAGAUAAAAAAAUUAGAUUUGUCUGUGGUUACCCUAUUUGAUGCUCUAAAACCACACAAAUAUGACAUACUUGUGAAAGCAACUAAAUUAACAUCAGGAUAUGAUGACGAAAGCCAAACUUAUAAAUCCCCCACAUAUGCUAUGAACAUGGGUACAACCUUAAAACAAUGUUGCGAUGUGGCUCUUUUACACGUUCUAAAAAAAUCUAAGUCACUGCCAACAGUAGAUAAUGCAAACGUUGAGGCAGAUAUAAAAACAUGCAUCCAACUCAUAGAGGCAAAUUGGCGAUUCGAUAUUUCAACCAAUGCUGCUAAUGACCUCAACCUAAAAAAAUGGAAUAAGGUCACUUUGGUACCGUUAGCUACUGAUCUCAAACUAUUGAAGGAUUACCUCAUGAAAGUAGCUGCAAAUCAGGUAUCAAUGCUACAAAAAAAUCCAAGCAAUGAAAAAGCAUACACGUCUUUACUCGAGACAGUUUAUUGUAGGUUGCUUUUAUUAAAUAGGAGGCGGCCUGGAGAACUACAACGACUUCCCAUACAUGUUUACAAAUCCGCUAUAUCUGAGGAACACAAUCAAGCCUAUGAGGAGUUUUCAGAAGCAAUAACAGAAACCGAGAGAAUUCUAAUGAGAUCUUUCAAACGAAUAGUAAUCCGUGGAAAAAGAGGCAGAGGUGUUCCAGUUCUUAUAAGCAAGGAUGUACAGGAUCACUUGAAUCUAAUACUAGAGUGUAGAGAUAAUAUUCAGACGGUGUCGAACAUAUAUCUUUUCGGUAAACCUAACUCCCAAGAACCCAUUAUUGGUUACAAGGUAAUCAAAAAGUAUGCGUCGUUAUGUCAAGCGAAAAAUCCGCAUGCUCUGACUAGCACCCGUCUGAGAAAGCACUUGGCAACCUUGACUCAAUUGUUCAACAUGUCAGAAAAUGACAUGGAACAACUCGCAUCUUUUAUGGGACAUACACUAGGUAUCCACCGUGCAUCAUACCGAUUACCAGAUGACGUCUACCAAACGGCUAGACUCUCCAAGAUUUUGACGUUGAUGGAGAAGGGCGAGGCAGGUCAUUUCAAAGGAAAAUCCCUGGACGAAAUUAAUUUGAAUCUAGACGAGAAUUUGAUAUCAGAAGCGCAGCAGGAUGAUAACCACCCAGAGCCUCUAUGCCAAUAUGAAGAUAUCCAAGAACCGCAUCCAGAUCCGGAAUCUCAGCAAGUGGAUAUAACGUUACCAAAGAAAAAGUCCAGGGUUCUAGUUCCUUGGACUGAAGAUCAGAAAAAUUUAGUCUUGGUUCACUUUGGAAAUCACAUUAAAUCUAAGAGGGCCCCAAAAAAGGCUGAAUGCGAUAACCUCAUCGCAAGUCAUACUGAAUUAUUACAUAAUAAGGACUGGCUAAAAAUCAAAGUUUUCAUCCAGAACCAGUACCGAAAGAAAAAAUGA
This is a messenger RNA of Acanthoscelides obtectus, 1455 nucleotides long. The record is from the annotation of a GenBank genome assembly. NCBI's taxonomy places the organism in Eukaryota, Metazoa, Arthropoda, Insecta, Coleoptera, Chrysomelidae.